This is a messenger RNA of Menidia menidia (Atlantic silverside), 1213 nucleotides long. Lineage: Eukaryota; Metazoa; Chordata; Actinopteri; Atheriniformes; Atherinopsidae. The record is from the annotation of a GenBank genome assembly.
UGCAAUUGCAGAUGCGAAGGAUGAUUUCCCAGGUGUCUCUGUUCAGUGUGCUUUGCUUCCUUUUAUCGUUGCCAGGUUUGCUGGAGGCAACAUCUCUGGUGAAAGUAAAAAAUCCAGAAGGAAAGUCACUCAACAUUGACUCAGCUCAAGCGCACGAUUUCUUGACGAAUUCCAGACCUAAGAGAAAUAUCGACCCAAAAUGGUACAGAGGCAAUCCAGAUUUUCAGUCCUACUACCGCUUUUACAACAGCAUAGGGCACAUCGAAGGACUCUAUGAGAUCGACAGGAUCAGGAUGCUGUAUCAGCAGAUGCGUCAUUUGGAGCUGACCUACGGCCCCGACGCUUCCAUUUACCAAAAUGUCAUGGGUGCCCUGGCCAGUACUGCAGCACCAACUACGACAACACAGCCUCCGCCACCUUCCACUCCACCUGCUCCCACACCAGACCCUCUGGAGAAUGCUCAGAGGAUCUAUCUGUGCAACCCCAAAGACCCACUGUGCAAACCCCAAAUUGUCUACCUGCCAACGGGAGCAGUUCCAGUACUGUGUGACCCACGGCUCAAUCCCGCCUGCGGGCCCAAAACAGAAGAAGAGAUAAAUGCUGCAGCCCCCCCACCACCAGCCCCGGAGGCUCCUGCUCCUGAGAAAUCGGACAAGCCUCCUGCUCCUGUUGUCACGGCCAAAGGUAUGGAGUAUGACUGUGACCCAUACUGGGAUCCGGACUGCCUCGUGGACAACCCUCCCAAUUCUGCCCAGGAAACUUCUGCACCAAUAGCACCCGCUGAGGAGGAGGUGGAAAAAGAGGAGGAGACAACAGCUGAAGAGGAUGUCGCAGUCCCACUCGCCUCAGCGACCCAGAAAACCCCCUAUGCUUAUUUUGAUCCUUAUGAUUUCACACGUGAUCUCUAUGACCCCUAUCGUUAUGCUGAGCCAGCUCCUGAUCCAGAGUAAAAACAAGUCAUUUGAUGAGCGAUUGCAUUCUUUGUAGACCAAGAUGAAAAAUUGGAUAACAAGGCCAAACCAAAACAUAUAAAAAGGACAGACAUAUCUCGCAAACUAAAAUAUGUUAGAGCGCACACAACAGAUAUCAUACUUUUUCCUAAUGACAAACCAAAUAUAUCUUUCCUGUACUUGAUGCGCAAUAAACUUCUGUGUGGAAAAACAUCCAAAUAAAAAAAUUAAAAUAAAAAGAAUGAUGAGUGAAAAAAAGUGUG